AUGGUGGAUACGGCGGGGUCCUGCAUCAGCGCGCUGCCUAGCUGCUCCGCCAUGGCCACGAACUGCGGGUUCUGCAUCAGCUGCUGCAUCGUCGACACGUACUUCUACGGGUCCAGCUGCGCCGCCGCCGCCGCCUGCUGCCGCCGCUGCCGCGGGGACACCACCGUCUUCUGCAGCUGCUCCGCCAUCUCCGUGAACGCCGUGGUGCUUGUCGUGCUCGCUGCCGUGAGAAGGCCGACGAGGAGGAAGAGGAAGCGGCGGAGCGGAUGCAUCCUCGUGGUGAUGUGCUGGUUGUGCAGAGUGGAGUAG
This is a messenger RNA of Miscanthus lutarioriparius, 309 nucleotides long. The record is from the annotation of a GenBank genome assembly. NCBI's taxonomy places the organism in Eukaryota, Viridiplantae, Streptophyta, Magnoliopsida, Poales, Poaceae.